AUGAAUUAUUUAUCAUUAUUAAUUUUUGUCUCAUUAUUGACAAUAAUUAAAAGUGCUUAUAAUCCAAUUCCAGUUGGAUCUAUUAUUAUUUCUACUAUAAAUAAAAUAUUUGUUAUGCAACCAACAGAAUAUGGUGGUAACGAUGCAUUAACAACUAUAUUUACAGCAACUACGAAUAUGAAUAUUAUAAAUAGCAUAUAUGAUCCAACACCUCGUAAUCUUUAUAUACUUUUUACAAAUCAAACAAAUGGUUCUGUUUAUUUAUGUCAAUUAAUAGCUCGUCAAAAACUUGACACAACUAUUUAUCAACUUCCAAUUACAUUUGAUUUCUCAACUAUAAAUAAUUUAACUUCAUUUACAUCUGAUAUUGAUAAUCGUCGUGCUUUUUUUAUAAAUCAAAUAGGUGCUGUAAAACUAUUUUCUAUGAGUGGUUUAAUGCAAACGAACAUAUCAAUACCAACAACAAUUACAAAUACAAUACGUUCAGUUGGUUAUAGUAAUCUUUUGAAUCGAUUAUUUAUUAUAACUGAUACAACAGUUUAUUCAUGUACUAAUUUUGAUGCAAAUAAUCUUCAAUGUUGUCCACCAUUAUCUCAAUUAAAUCAAAUUCGUUCAAUAUCAUUUGAUCGUAUAUCUGGUGAUAUACAUGUUUAUGUUCUUGAUUAUACGACAGGUAUUUAUCAAGUUAUUUUAAAUUCCGAUGAAUGUCCAACUGCUGUGCGUCCCAUAAAUACACUUGGAACUUUUAAUAAUAUUCAAUUUGUUAUUGAUCGUGGUUUAUAUUUUUCAUCUGGAAGCAAAGGAAGUGAAAAUGAUAAUUCAAUAUUAGUUAUUGCUAAUGGUACACAAUCACCAAGAUCUAUUUCUAUUGGAGUGAGUAUUGUUGCAUUACAUAUUUCAUAUCCAGCUACAACAUCAACAUCAGCUGUAGUAGAAACUUGUUUUCGUGGUAUAACCUAUUCUGAUUACCGUAUUGCUGUUAUACUUGCAGCUGUAUUUGGUACAAUAAUGGGUAUCUUCAUGUGUUUUAAUGCUUUAUUCUGUAUUGACUUCUUUAUGACAAAGAGUAUUAUACGUAAUUUGAAAAAACAAAUACCACAUAAUUUAUUAGAAGAUCGAUGGAAUAAAUUAGUUGAAGAAAAAUAUGCAAAAAUAGCACUUGAAAAACAACGACAAGUCGAUGAUCCACCACCAAAACGUAAAUCAUCUGUCUUUGAACGAAAAAAAUCAUUUAUUCCUGCUAGUAGCGGUACUACUACUACUACUACUACUCAAGCUAGACCAGGUCCUACGGGUACUGAUGAAAAUCCUUAUCCUGUUAGUGCAAAGCAAUCAAUAACUGCACGUCUUCGACGUGCAAGUGACUCUUAUUUCAAUCGUCGUCGAAGUGCAGAUUAUCAAAGUCACCAGGAUCCAUCACGUUAUGAAUUUAGUGCAACACAACUAAAUGCACCACGGUCUCAAGUAACACCAAAUCAAAAUUAUAUUGAACCUGUAGCAGAAGAAGAUGAAAGGGAAAAUCGAAGAGGACUUCGACAAAAUCUUAGUGGACAACAACUACUUAAAUUUGAUGAAGAUUUUCUAUAG
This is a messenger RNA of Rotaria sp. Silwood2, 1587 nucleotides long. Lineage: Eukaryota; Metazoa; Rotifera; Eurotatoria; Philodinida; Philodinidae. The record is from the annotation of a GenBank genome assembly.